AUGAAGCAGGCAGAGCUAGUGCCCCUAGCGACGGCAGCCAAUGCACCCGCAGCGACCGCAGUUACCAGUGCCGAUUGCAGCUGUGCCGAAAUUCCGGAUGGCCCAGUUUGGCAAGGGUUGGUUGAAAUUGCUGUGACGCCGGUAGCACAUGCAGUGGCUUCUGCAAUAGAAAGCACGGCAGCACUGACGCUGGCCCCACCAGGCGAUGCUGUUCCUGAGGUUGGUGGCAAGGCUACUAAUCCAGACUGGCAGCAGGAUGCUGAGGAUGAGGGCACUAGACUGGAAGAUCCAACUGCUGGCGAUGAGAUAGAUGCGACGACAGUAGCAGGUGAAGAGAUGGAAGAAACAAAAGCAGUCGGAGAAACCCCGGGAAGUUCGUUUGCCAGACAAAGUUGUAUAAGGCUAGAGAGUCCGGUUGGUGAUGCCGAGGCUAAACGGCAUAUACUUUCAAGAAAGGAAGACUGUUUUGUGACAUAG
This is a messenger RNA of Protopolystoma xenopodis, 477 nucleotides long. Lineage: Eukaryota; Metazoa; Platyhelminthes; Monogenea; Polystomatidea; Polystomatidae. The record is from the annotation of a GenBank genome assembly.